AUGACGGGCUUUUCUUCGCCGUUACUCGCUACCGUAUGCUUUCGUGGGGGUGAAGGCCCGGCUGGCCGUACAGUACAGGCAGAAGCUGUUGCACCGCGUGCUCGUCCGUGCGGCAAGCGAGUCCGUACAAGAUCUGACAAGCUGCAGCAGGCCGAUGCUGUUGGUCCAGGAGACGGCAAGUUCGGUGGUUUGCUGCAGACGAGCAAGUGGCCCGCCCACCAACCAGUGCCAUACCACCAAGCCAGGCUAGACCAGGGUAUCCAAGCAGUAGCAUCGUCCAGAGGCGUACAGCUCCCCAGGGCCAAGUACAAGGCGGUACAGUACUGUAUUGUCUGCGAAGGAAGCGGAACGUUGGCCGUGGAGACGGGCAGGGGGUGCCUUGAAGAGGAGGGGGCGUGCGAGUCCGGCGAGGUGAUGGGCGCCUCCCUAUGCGUGCGAGAGCGAGUGAGCGAGAAGCUCUCGUACCUGGCCGGCAUGGCCAGAAGAGGCAGCGUCGGCGGGAUCUGGGACUUGACAUGGGGCUUGACAUGGACCCAUGCUGGCCUGCCUGCCUGCCUGCUCGUACAUGCACAGGCGGUGCGACGUCGGGAAAAAGUGUUCCAGCAUUCCGUACCUUCCCUCUGUGACGUCGGCGUAGAACAUGACAAACAAUGGGCUACGGCCGCCAAGGAUAGACAUCCACGACGAGGGACCGCGAAGCUUAAUCUACAGGUACUUGUAAUCACCUCGGACGCACACGAAGAGAAAGAGAAAACCACGCGAGCGCAAUACUUCCGAGAGCCAUGCGCGAUACGCAAGAAGCCGCCGCUUCCACGGCCCAUGUGGUUGUCCAGGAUCAUCCGUGGUCACCGACUACGACGGCAUACACACUUGUACUUGUACUAUACUGUACCUGUGCUGGCUGCCGUCAGGGCUUCAUCGCGAUUCCGGCGUGAAAGAAGGGCAGAACCCAGCAAGUACGAAGCUCUUGUACGCGGCAACUUGAGAACCCCGGCACAUGAUGGAAUAAGAAACCUUGAUCCCGGUCUGAUCAAGUGCCAGCCGCAGCCAAGCCCGCUCAAACACACCGUCUCUGGGGCUUGGGAUUAUACAGGUGCAAACACGAGUCGAGGCAGUAUUCCGCAAAAAGAACAAACAAGUCCACAGGGAAUGUGGUCUUUUGCUGCACCCAGCCAAGACUCUCACGCACUUCAUGCUGCUGCUUGGCCAUUGUCCACCCUCGUAAAAGGGCUAGAGGAUGCUUCUGUGGAGCGGCCCGAACUAGCUAGCGCAAUUUUCGCAAAUGAUGCAGAUUAA
Molecule: messenger RNA, 1296 nt
Organism: Trichoderma atroviride IMI 206040
Lineage: Eukaryota; Fungi; Ascomycota; Sordariomycetes; Hypocreales; Hypocreaceae
Source: RefSeq, a predicted model, not a curated record